AUGCUGACAUUCAGAAUUUUAAACAAUGUACAAAGGAGCAUUGCAGCCUUUCAAAAGAAUUGUUCCGCAUUAAAACAUACCAUAGAUGUCUCUAAAGUACCAAAAAUUAAUGAAUGUGAUCUAACAGAACAAUUUGUUAGAGGAUCAGGGCCAGGGGGUUCAGCAGUUAAUAAAAAUUCUAAUUGUGUCGUUUUGACACAUAUACCUACAGGUAUUGUUAUAAAAUGUCACACCAGUCGUAGUCAAGAUGAAAAUAGAAAAAUGGCAAGGGACAUGCUGAUAGCUAAGUUAGACGAUAUUAUUAAUGGUGAGAAUAGUGUAGAGUCCCAGAAGAAAAGGAUCGAAGAGAAUAGAUACAAAAAAGUUGAAUAUAAAAAAAAGAAGAGAGCUGAAAUCAAAGAGAAAUGGAAAAAACGUGAAGGCCUCAUAUAA
Molecule: messenger RNA, 432 nt
Organism: Danaus chrysippus (African queen)
Lineage: Eukaryota; Metazoa; Arthropoda; Insecta; Lepidoptera; Nymphalidae
Source: the annotation of a GenBank genome assembly